ACGAAAAUGUUUGCACGUAUAUAUGCAUCUGCAUGUAUGCAAACUGUGUUCUAUGUUCCCAGCACAACUGGGUGUGCGGUGACAGCUGGAAGCAGUAUGUUCUCCACACGACCUUCUGGAUUGGGUCGAUGGCGGGGUACGUCACAUCUGGAUUCCUCGCUGACAGGUUCGGACGUCGGGUGGCCAUUGGUUGCCUCUCUGCUGUAAGCGCUCUGGCCAAUCUGAUGCCGCUCGUCAUCUCACAGCACUGGGGCCUGGCUGUGGCUAGGCUCAUCGCUGGCUUGGGCGCUGAGAGUGUCUGCUCUACGAUUUUCGUUCUAGUGAUCGAGUUCACCAUUCCCGAGAGGCGCACGCUCAUCGGCUUCGUGUGGGCCUUCAGCUGGACCAUCUUGGCAUCUUCCUAUCCCUGGUACGCCGACCUCAUCCAGAGCUGGCGAGGGCUGGUCGUCACUAAUUCGGCGCUCAGUGUCGCCAUACUGGUCAUUCUUUGGUUUGUGCCAGAGUCUCCGAGCUGGCAUCUCACAGCUGGCCGGAGGGACGAGGCCAUUCGAACCCUCACCAAAAUCGCCAGGGUCAACGGGCGACGGGAGAUCACCGAGGACGACUUCAAGACACUACAGAUAAAGACGGCGGAGGUGACCCAGUCGGAGCAGAAGAGGAGCUUCUGGAAAGACACCCUUGCUAUGGUGGCGACCCCACGCCUACGGAGGAAUACUCUGGUGCUGUUCGGGGGAUGGUUCCUCAUCUGCCUUGUCUACAACGCCAACACGCUAGAGCUGAGCCAUCUAGGCCUGAACGUGUACGGCACCUAUUCGACGGCCAUCGCGUUCGAGCUUCCCGUCAACCUGUUCACCAUACUGGCGCUGGACAGGCUGGGACGGCGGUGGCCCAACGUGGGCUUCAUGUUCAUCGGCGGCACCAUUUCCCUAGUCAUGGCCCUGCUCAGGACUGACUCGUCGGCAGCAACGCUAGUGAUGGCUGUGAUCUCGAUCGUGUGCUACGCGGGUGGCUACAACAUCACCUAUCAGCUGGCCUCCGAAAUAUUUCCCACCGAGAUAAGAGGCCGGGGAGUGCUGAUCAAGCGGCUCUUCGGCGACAUCGGCAGCUGCCUGGGUGCGGACGUCGCUUACCUGGUGGAGUACGACCGGUAUCUGCCGUUGCUGGUGAUGGGCGUGUUGUCGCUGCUGGCUGCGCUUCUGCUCUUCUUUGUGCCAGACACAGUGCACGAACCGUUGCCACAGACAAUCGAGGAUGGCGAGGAGUUCGCAAAAGACCAGGGGCUCUGCUUUUGUCCCGUGCUCGUCACCAGGUUACCAGACCGGCAAGACAAGGAGAUGAGAGACAAAUCGAAUGGAGAGCCCGUCAAGGACCAGGAAAUCGUUACGCACUUGUAGAAGUACAAGUGAGCAACCACUUCAUCGCCAAUGACAUACCCCUGUUAUGAAAA
Messenger RNA from Rhipicephalus sanguineus (brown dog tick), 1447 nucleotides. RefSeq names its product solute carrier family 22 member 2. Gene Ontology annotation, biological process: transmembrane transport. NCBI's taxonomy places the organism in Eukaryota, Metazoa, Arthropoda, Arachnida, Ixodida, Ixodidae. Gene Ontology annotation, cellular component: membrane. Gene Ontology annotation, molecular function: transmembrane transporter activity. The coding region runs from base 33 to 1394 and encodes 453 amino acids. The transcript is spliced from 9 exons. The record is from RefSeq and is a predicted model, not a curated record.